UCCAGUCACCAUUAACGUGUAGUGUGAGAGUGAAAUGUACUAUAGACGAAUUUUUCGAUAGCAGACGACCAAAAAUAACGAAAUUACUCGUCAAAAGGGAGCGCUGUAAGUAAUGAGAUGGUGGAUGCUGUGGAUUUUGAAUCGGUUUUGCGCUCGAAGCGUAUCUUAAACGAUUUGCCUACAGUAACAGAAAGAUAUUUUGAUGGACGAUACGUAAAAGAAAUACAAGGAAAACUUGCUGAAGAAUAUGUUCUUUUUCAUUCUAAUAGGAUAUGUGUAAUAACUUUAGCUCCAAUGCAUCCUAUUCUGACUGAAAAGAAAACAGUUACUUCGGUUGAUUUUAAAAUUGGAGAAGUAAGUCGUCUUCAAAAUCAAGUAUCAGGGAAAUGGAAAAGGGGUGGACAACAAUUAAAGCAACAUUCACAAUUAUGUGAAAUCCAUUGUAAUGACAACUCGGUCUAUGCUGUUUAUAGUUGUGUUUAUGGAAGACUUGUUGAAGUAAAUGAAAACUUGCUUGAGAAACCUCAUUUGUUAACAGAAAAGACUUGGUCUGAAGGAUACAUUGCUAUUGUCUUGCCUCCUCUAGGAAGCAGUGAUGUACAAAAAAAUGCUUUAAAAUAAAAGCUCAAAUUUUAUUUCAAAA
This is a messenger RNA of Centruroides sculpturatus (bark scorpion), 643 nucleotides long. Its product is annotated as protein Simiate-like. Gene Ontology annotation, biological process: regulation of actin filament polymerization; regulation of filopodium assembly; dendrite morphogenesis. Bases 118 to 621 code for a protein of 167 amino acids. The record is from RefSeq and is a predicted model, not a curated record. The transcript has 6 exons. NCBI's taxonomy places the organism in Eukaryota, Metazoa, Arthropoda, Arachnida, Scorpiones, Buthidae. Gene Ontology annotation, cellular component: filopodium tip; nucleus; dendrite. Gene Ontology annotation, molecular function: actin filament binding; actin monomer binding.